Molecule: messenger RNA, 6767 nt
Organism: Mugil cephalus (flathead mullet)
Lineage: Eukaryota; Metazoa; Chordata; Actinopteri; Mugiliformes; Mugilidae
Gene: mapk8ip2
Product: mitogen-activated protein kinase 8 interacting protein 2
Exons: 14
Coding region: 438-4298 (1286 amino acids)
Biological process (GO): regulation of JNK cascade
Cellular component (GO): cytoplasm
Molecular function (GO): protein binding
Source: RefSeq, a predicted model, not a curated record
CUCCAUCCUCUGUCUCUGCCUGUCUCCGCACUGCUGAUCCCGUAUCUGUUGUGUUUCACAGGCAGCAUCACAGCAGCAGGCAUUUGGCGAGCAAAACGCGGACUGCGGUCAGAAACUGCGCGCUUCAUGAGUCGUGUGGACGUACCAGGAGAACACGGGGAUUUCUGCGGUGUUGUGCGCUGUGUCUGAGUACCGUUUUUUUUUUUUUUUUUGCCCUUACACCCCUCCUAUCCUGCUUGCGUGGAUGGUUGACUGCAGAUUUGAUGGUGCUGAGCAGGCUCGUCUGAUUGAAGGCUUGCGGCGAGGGGGGCUUUCGCGGGGCCGCAGACGGGGAAACCUCUGUCCACGACAGCGUCCAUCCUCUGCCCUGUGAUUGUGAAUGGACUGCGCUCCCUCCGUAAUUUUCUGCAGUCUCUCUGAGUCAUUUGUGGAAGAAGAUGGCGGACAGGGCUGAGAUGUUUUCCCUAUCCACUUUCCAUUCCCUCUCUCCUCCUGGGUGCAGGCCGGCCCACGAUAUCAGCCUGGAGGAGUUUGACGAUGAAGAUCUCUCUGAAAUCACAGACGACUGUGGGAUUGGACUCAACUAUGACUCUGAUCCAUAUGAGAAGGACUCCCUCAUUCUGGAGAAGAGUGACAUACACCACCCAGUCUGCUCCUUCCAAGAUGACUUCCAAGAGUUCGAGAUGAUUGACGACGAAGACGAGGAGGACGAGGAGGAGGACGAAGAGGAUGACGACAUUGACCCUGAUGGGCCUCCAUCUCCCUCGGCGUCCCCUCCUCUCUCUCCGACUCUUGGCACUCUAAAGAGCAGACCUACCACACUGAACCUCACCACUGCUGUGUCGCAGGAUUCACUGAACAACAACAGCAGUCUAUCCCCAAAGAAAGGAAGCUGGCAGGACUCUUUACGCAACACAGCCCCACAGGGCCGUCUGUCUCCAACCCACUCAUGUAUGGAAGAUGGUAGCCAUGUGACAGGCCAGUGCCCAGCCUCUCCAGUUUCCCUGGCCCCGGGGUCUCAGAGCAAAGGUACUCCACCAAAACAGACAGGGGAGGGCGGGAACCCCCAGUCUCCUCAUAGGCCCCUCCUCUGUGACAUGGAGGGCAACAGGCGGGAGAGGCCCGAAUACGGCUCGUUUGGUCAACACAAGACACACCAACCCUCUGCUGAUACCACUGACCCAAAGGCAGACCCUUCAAUCCAGCCGACCAGAGUCCCUUCCAUAGACGAGCACUCCCAGUGUUCAGACACAGAGGUGGACCAUGACCUCAACAGCGACCACAACCACAAACACUCAAACCGGCGAGCCACAGACACCUACACGAUCACCAGUGAGUCAGGUAUGGAACCGGAGAAUGAGCUAGACCCGGAUGGAACCAGUCGCUGCUUGUCAUCCACUGCACCCAUGGGAGCUAAUGAUGGCGCUGAUACACCCUUGUCUGAUGAGGAGCUUGAUAAGGACUUUGAAGUGGAAUUCAUGUGUAAGGAGACCUACGAUAUGGUGUGUAAAGAGAAUCAGUCGUCCUACGUGGAGUUCCCUCCCAUUGAACCUUCCGAGCCUGCAUCCUUCUCCAGCUAUGUAUCAUCUAGCCGCUCAGAAGCUUUUGAACACUCCAACAGCUCAGAUGCUGCAGCAGCUGCUUCAAUGGAGGCAGCAGCUAACGACUCCACCUCUCCUUCCUCAGACCCAGGGAUAGCAGAUAUGAAUCAGCGUGGUUAUGUGACUUCAGACCAAGACAAGGACCUCAGCUCUCCGGGGUCUGACUCUGACAUUGAAGGGGAACUAGAGGCAGCCUUUGCUUGUGGUGGUCCGCAUGUCUCCAACAUGAUCUCAUCCAUCUCAGAGACGGAGCUGGACCUGACUAGUGACGAGAGUAGCAGUGGACGCUCAUCUCACCUCACAAACUCCAUUGAGGAGGCAAGCUCACCUACAUCAGAUCAGGAACUGGACCCGGAUACGGAGUUGGAGCAGGACAGUGGGAUUGUUGGCCUGAAGGCAUCUCUGCUUCUGGGUCAGCCUGACCCAAUCAAAGAAGGGUUUCCUCUGCCCUCUCCUUCCCCUCUUCCUUCGCCUACUAUUGCCACACCCUCUCCUACUGACUCACCCACUAUACCCCCUGAGUCCUAUGUUGAUCAAGCUCUGAUGGGGCUGCAGAAUGUGGACGAAGAGCUGUCCUGCGAGCACCAGGCUGACCCAGAUGAGACUCUUCCUCCAGCCCAGUGCUGUGAGGACAGCCUGUCCAGACAGAUGGUGCUCCAGAUAGAACCAGACCACAGCCUGGAGAGCUUCAAACGCUCAUUCUACCUGCCAGUGGGACCCAGACUAAUGCCAAGUGCAGAUGAAUACGAUGGAACAAGCGAGGGAGACUCCGAUUCAGAGAGUGAAGAUGAACUGAGCGAGAACUCUGACUCGCCCUGGCUGCUCAGUAACUUAGUCAACAGGAUGAUCUCAGAGGGUUCGUACCCAAUCAGCUGUCCUGAGGAGUGUUUCAAGAGGAAGGUGUCGGUGUCUGAUACCAUUUCCCCAUCCUCAGACAUUGGAGAGGGAGAUGGCUUCAAUGAUGAGGACCAAGAGAAGAAAACAGGAAUAGUGGAAUCAAAGGAAGAAGAGAAGGAAGGUGAACGGUACAGAAGGGAAAGGAUGGAGCCGGGAGCAAGAUCUUCAAAAGAAAGAGCAAGUCCGCGUCUUUAUAUGAGCAACCCUAGUGAUGACACCCUAGCCCCAGUGAUUUUGGAGCGAUGCGCAAGCAAUGAAAAGGGGACCACAGAUUUCAGCUCCUCGUAUGCAACUAUAGAUACUGACAAGAAUAUAACAAACCACAAACCAUCUAAGAAUGCAAGGAAACAGGAGGAGGAUGAAGAGCCCAAUAACGACUUGACGAUGCUGGAAGGAAGGAAGGAUCUGGACUCUCCCAGCCUGACCGAGAGCGUGAUUAGCGACAAGGACGAAGGACGAGAAACAGAGCCCAGGCCGGCGAGCCGUUCCUCGGCAUCCCUUGAGCGCAUCACCGAGGUCAAACACAGUCUGACACUCGAUAUACCCACAGCUCAGACCAACCGCUGCUUCAGCCUCACCUACUCGACGGACAAUGACGAGGAAGAGGAAGACGAAGGCGACUCUUAUCCGUACAUGGGUGGCUUGAGGAAGCACUCCUACACGGGCAGUGACUUAGAGCUGGACAGUUCGCCGCCCAUUGAUUCAAGUGUGCAAGAUCGUCCCUUAGCAGAUCAUGACCUCCCACUGUGUGAGAAAGAGCUGGCUAUGAGGCAACCAAAUGAAGAUGAUGGGCUGGCCUAUGACUCCAUGAAGUACACACUUGUGGUCGAUGAAAAUACUACUCUGGAACUAGUAAGCCUCAGAAGGUGCACCUCUGUUCUGAGUGACGACAGCGAGCUUUCAACUCUAUGCGAUGAGGAGCCUUUGGGGACAGGUGAGGUGGGCUACGGUCGUGACGAUGAGGGUGUGAGGCCAGAACUUCUCAGCUCCUCUGAAGACUCCUCUCCUGAGGCCGACCUCCCGUUCUCCAAGAAGUUCCUCAAUGUGUUCGUCAACAGCACCUCGCGCUCCUCCAGCACAGAAUCAUUUGGACUUUUCUCCUGUACCAUCAAUGGAGAGGACAGGGACCAGACACACAGGGCAGUCUACAGGUUCAUUCCUAGACAUGCAGAUGAGCUGGAGCUGGAUGUUGAUGAUCCUUUAUACGUGGAGGAAGAAGAGGAUGACUACUGGUACCGAGGCUACAACAUGAGGACAGGAGAGAGGGGGAUCUUCCCUGCCUUCUAUGCCCACGAGGUCAUAGGCCAGUCUAAGGAGUUGCUGGGAAUGAAAAGGAAUCCAGCGUGGAUCGAGACUUUCAAUGUUCAAUUUUUGGGGUCUGUUGAGGUACCUUAUCACCAAGGCAACGGCAUUCUCUGCGCCGCCAUGCAGAAAAUUGCAGUAUCGAGGAAACGGACGGUACAUGUGCGACCUCCCUCCCUGUGUGAGCUGGAGAUCAGCCUGCAAGGAGUUAAACUAAUCAUGAGCCUCGAGGAUGAAUACGACACCCUUGAUGAGUAUGACAGAUGUAGUCACUUCUUCCAGAUGAAGAACAUCUCAUUCUGUGGAUGCCAUCCGAAGAACAACUGCUACUUUGGCUUCAUCACUAAGCACCCGAUGCUGAACAGAUUUGCUUGCCAUGUGUUUGUAUCCCAGGAGUCCAUGCGACCUGUAGCAGAGUGUGUUGGGCGAGCCUUCCAGGAGUACUACCAGGAACACCUGGAGUACGCCUGCCCCACCGAGGACAUCUACCUGGAGUAAGAAGAGCUACGACCUUCUUCCUCCCCAGCUUGUGUAUGUUCAUCAAGUUUGCCACCAGAGGGCGCUGUCAAUGGGGUAUUUUUUUGCUCUGUUGUAAGAAAAAAAAACAAACAAACAAAAAAACUCCUCGGCGUUCCUCUAAAACCAGGAUCCUCAUUUCUACAGUGCGCUAGGCAUUUUGACUGAUUUCAUCCAUCCCUUUCUCUCUCUGUUUGUUUAUUUCCAUGAUCUCGACGGAUCGAUUGCCUGUUUCUGUUAUCUUUUUCUAUGAUAUAAAACGAAGACGCUGAGUCUACUUAAAGGUUCCUCUUUUGAAAUGAAAACAAUAUACCUACUGCUGCUGUAUCACUUUUCAAUGCAUGGCUAGUAGGGUUACGGCACACAGACACACCAAGGAAUACACAUAUCCAAGUGAAUGGCAAGCAGCUCAAGAAUCAGCAAAGGGAAUGGUGUAGAAUCAAGAGAUUUAACUUAAAUGUAAAUACGUUGUUUUUUUUUGUUUGUUUGUUUUUUUUUUUGUUCAAUACUUACAAAUGGCUGAUUUGAUUUCUACUCAUAGUGACAUUGGAGCAAAGAAAUAGAGAGACUGCAGUGAGCGGCCGUUGGUCCGGGCUUACCCCUCUGUCGAGUGCAAAAUGUUGUUUGUGUUGUAAAUACAUGUAUAGAAAGUAGAGACAAAGGCACCUCAAACCAAUGGGUUGGGAUUUUGUUCUUAGUCUGGAUGUGGGUGUCAGUGUCUCGCUCUGAGAGGAGUAAGCGCAGGAGUAAGAGAGUUUCGGGAACGAACGUCAUUCACUCUGCAGGUGGAGUAGUAACUGUCAGAAAUAUUGAAUGAUACGACUUCUGUCCUGUCCUCCAAGUUGCACUGCUUGUUGAACCUUACCGCGGGGAGCUUUCAUAGCAAAUCAUUCAACUGUUAAACUUGUAGAUCACUGUAUGCUUUGCUACGAUUGAUGUGACGUUUAGGUCAAAGAAAGCUAAGGCCGUCUGACAAGCCAUAUUCUCACAUCUCUGACUGUUGUAGACUCUGGUUUUCAGUGAUGUACUAGUCUCCGUUUUCUUUUGACUUGGUGGUUUUCAACGAGGGAAUAGGAAUGACUAGAUCGACCAGUAGCUGCAUGUCAGUAAUGCUGCACACGGCAGCGUGCCUACUGUACAGUGAGCGUCCUGCUAAUUCUUGGUCCUGGUAUUACAGUGGAAUCAACCUUUAAUGAAGCAUUAAAAGGGAGGUUUUAUAGUUAUGUAAAUGGUUUGACUUUAAUCUCAUUUUUAAGUACGGUGGAUAAAAGGGAUAGCCACGUGUUCCCAUUUUAAUUUACUGCUUUUAAUCUGGUCAAAGGUUAAGGAAUCAUUACACAAUAGCAGACUCUGGGGUUGUAGUUUCAUACCAUAGCAUACAGACUAGCACCUUAUAGAGAUGGGGGUAUAUUAAAAAAAAAAAAAAAAAGUAAAUAGUGUCUGUUAUGUGAAAUUUCAGGCUUCCAUCAUUCUUUCAGAAGCUGCUGAGCAUCUUGUUCUGCCGCUUCCACUCACAGUCCACCAGAACACACACGUCACAGAUCUGCAGGAUUUCGGUGUCGAGGGUUGAUAUGGCAGGAGGGAGGGUAUUCUCUGCAUAUGUAUCGCUGUCAGUUAGAUCAUGUAUAUACAAUAGCAAAUCUAAGAUAGUGCUGUGUCCUUUAUGUUGAGUAUGUUAUUGAUAUGAAUAUGUACAUUUACGAAAAAGUUUAAAAAGUUUAAAAAAGGAAAAAAAAAAAAAAAAGAUCACGACCAGACGAAAAACCCCUGAAAGAAAAGAGAAAAAACAAACACCUAAGUAUCUGUGAUCUGCAAUAAUUUUUAUUUCAGUGUCUUACGUUUCCACACGAGGUGUUAUCUCAGUCUCUGUCACACAGGUGGCAUUUGGGUUCCUGCCAACUCCAUAACUCACCGCAGACGAGCUUCAGCAGCACAUUUAGGACACAUUUGUGAGAUGUGACAUCACUAUCGCGUGACACGCCCACCAGACUAAUGACCAAUCUGCUGUUAGACCUGAAUAGCGCCACUGGAAAUCUAUUAUUGUGUCUUGCCGAUUAUAGCUAAUCGCCUUUGAGCUCCAACAGUGUGGUCCAUCUUCAGUCAGUAUCUAUUUGCUUCUUCUUCCUUUUUUUUUCUAUCCUGUUACGGCCUAGUGAAAACCCAUCUUUUCACACAGUUACACAAAAACAACCUCUGACGAUGACCUAGUCCCAUAUAGCCGCUAAGAAAUACAUUAACAGUUAAACCAACUUUUGACUUUAUUACUUCAACAAGAUUCUUCACUGUAUACCUAGAGCAAAACAGUAUGUGACAGAACAAACAUAUCCUAUCUUGUAUCUUCAAAAACAAGGACUUGUAAAAUUCAAGGGAAAACAAAAAAAAAGAAAAAAAAUCACUCUGCCUUGUCAUGGGUUUGGUCUUAUGAAUAAAAUAUAUGCUUGAUGUCCGAAA